AUCCAACCGGCUUCCCCGCCCCAUCUGGUGGGGGCCGGCCCUCAGCCCUCAGCCUCCUUUUCCUCACAUGCUGGGGGACGCAGGGGCCAACAUGGAUCUUCCCCUUGACAUCAGCUGAGCCUGGCAGCAUCUUCUCACACCAUGGACAGAGGCAGCCACCAACGGAAUGCUUCUCCAGCAAGGACACCUCCUCCUCAGGGUUCCCCGGCAAGGACACCUCCUUCCCAGGGCUCCCCGGCAAGGACACCACCAGCAAGGACACCUCCUCCCCAGGGUUCCCCGGCAAGGACAUCUCCAGCAACAGCAGCUCUGCAGGCUUCCCCGGCCCGGGCAUCUCCAGUCCAGGCAUCUCCGGCCGGGCCAUCACCUUCCAGGUCAUCCUCGGGCAGGUCAUCCUCUGCCAGGUCAGCCUCCACGACAUCCUCCCCAACGAGAGUGUACCUUGUUAGAGCAACACCAGUGGGGGCUGUCCCCAUCCGGGCACCUCCUGCCAGGUCAGCACCAGCCACCAGGGCCGCCAGGGAGAGCCCAGGUCUCGCUCUGCCCAAGUUCUCCUGGCAAGAGACCCAGAGACAGCUGCCACUCAUCGGCUGUGUCAUCCUUCUCAUCAGCCUCGUGAUCUCACUCAUCCUUCUCUAUGAGGGACAGGAGCCCCAGAGUCCAAGAGGGAUUGAAGUCUAUUUCUGGAGAGGCCACACAGGGAUCAAGUACAAAGAACCAGUGGAGAGCUGCCCCAGGCAUGCCGUUCGCUGUGAUGGAGUGGUGGACUGCAAAAUGAAGAGCGAUGAACUGGGCUGUGUCAGGUUUGACUGGGACAAGUCCCUGCUGAAGGUCUACUCUGGGUCUUCUGGUGAGUGGCUCCCUGUCUGCAGCAGCAGCUGGAACGACACUGACUCCAAGAGGACCUGCCAGCAGCUGGGCUUUGACAGCGCUUACCGAACAACCGAGGUGGCCCACAGGGACAUCACCAGAAGCUUCUUACUCUCUGAAUACAACUCCACCAUCCAGGAAAGCCUCUAUAGGUCGGAAUGUCCUUCCCAGCGGUAUGUCUCCCUGCAGUGCUCCCACUGUGGUCUGAGAGCUAUGACCGGGCGGAUUGUGGGAGGGGCUCUGACCUCAGAAAGCAAGUGGCCCUGGCAAGUCAGCCUACACUUCGGCACCACCCACAUCUGUGGGGGCACACUCAUCGAUGCCCAGUGGGUGCUCACAGCUGCCCACUGCUUCUUUGUGACCCGGGAGAAGAUUCUGGAGGGGUGGAAGGUUUAUGCGGGCACGAGCAACUUGCACCAGCUGCCUGAGGCUGCCUCUAUCUCCCAGAUCAUCAUCAACGGCAACUACACUGAUGAGCAGGAUGACUAUGACAUUGCCCUCAUGAGGCUUUCCAAGCCCUUGACCCUCUCAGCUCACAUCCACCCUGCCUGCCUCCCUAUGCAUGGGCAGACCUUCGGCCUCAAUGAGACCUGCUGGAUAACUGGCUUUGGCAAAACCAAGGAGACAGACGAGAAGACAUCUCCCUUCCUCCGGGAGGUUCAGGUCAACCUCAUCGACUUCAAGAAGUGCAAUGACUACUUGGUCUAUGACAGCUAUCUUACCCCACGGAUGAUGUGCGCUGGGGACCUCCGAGGAGGGAGGGACUCCUGUCAGGGAGACAGUGGCGGCCCUCUUGUCUGUGAGCAGAACAAUCGCUGGUACCUGGCAGGCGUCACCAGCUGGGGCACAGGCUGUGGCCAGAGAAACAAGCCUGGUGUGUACACCAAAGUGACGGAAGUACUUCCCUGGAUUUAUAGCAAGAUGGAGAGUGAGGUACGCUUCCGGAAGUCUUAACCGUGCCCUCCUCACAUUGCUGAGUGCUAUGAAGAUCCUGGCCAAAGGGACUGGCCACUUGAAGCAUCUGGGCUGGUGACCACCAGUCACCUUUGUUCAUUCCACCUCUGCUGUCUGCUGCCUCUGUGAGAAUGCGUCUGUGGUGCGUAUGUGUUUGCAUCAUACGUGUGUGUGUGUGUGUGUGUGUGUGUGUGUGUGUGUGUGUUACUGCUCUUCCAAGUUCUUUGGAAAACUUCAGAAUCCCAGGCUGGAAAUCUGGAGUUAAGAGUUUGGGCACCAGGUGUGUUCCUAAGAGUCUACAAGUGGAGGUGGAGCCAAAAAUGAGGCCAGAAAAGGCCUGGAACAUGGCAGCAGCAGCUGUCACUCUUCUGACUCUGACUUGGAGGCCAACCCAGAUUGCACAGGCACCCAGCAGCCAGUGACACCGUUGUUUCGCUGGGACAGCAGCAAGUUUUGUCAGAGUCUGACUUUUCAGUGCCCAGACUGUGUGUCCACGGUGGAAAGCCAUUCCCAUCAGUGUUGCGAGCAUCGGGCUCUCUGAGCCUCUUGUGGCUGCUAUGGAUUCCAGAGCUGGCCUCUGCUGUGGCUGUGUACUUCUGGAUGAUGACUGUGACUCAGGCUUGCUGUACGUUUUGGUCACAAGCUGUUGGGGUGGAUUUUAUUUUUAUAUUUAAAAUGAAGUAGAUGUAACUUUAAGGAGUCUCCAAAAUUCCUAGGGACCUUGGGAGUUUUUACAUGCCUCACCUUGUAAACUCUAGGGAGUUGUACUGCUGUAACAUCUGUGACAUAUUACUGGCUUUAUGAAAACAGAUGAAGUGCCUUAGUGAAAUCCUCAGGUCAGACAUAUCCAAGUCGCUGUGGAGACUACAGCCCUUUGAAAUACUCAGGGAAGAAAACCCUCAUUUGGGAUGACAGAUAACCCCAAUGCACGCUGCUCUAGCCUCCAAGGACUACAGCCAGCCAGAAGAAUGAAGAUGUGUGUGCUGCCCUGGUUAGCCUCCCGGGACCCCUGGGAGAGUCCAGGCAUUCGGCAUCAUUUACACACAAGGGCUGACUAGAAGUUUGUUUCUGUCUCCCUUCAUCUCUCAGCUUUGUACUGACUCAAAAGACUAUAAAGAGAAAGCAAGAGCUGUCCUCAGAACCUCUCUAUAGCCCUUCUGGGGUGGGGGUAGGGGGCUAAGUUGGCCAUGGUCCUGGUCUCCCCCAGCCCUUUUCUCUCAGUCACCAGUUCCUCCUCAGCUCCACUCUCUUCACCUUCCUUGGGGUCAUCAGACCUCUUAUGAUACUGAGUCUCAGAGGCAUGUUCAGAAAGAUCAGACCAGCUCAGGCAAGCUGGAGGGAGCUAGAGUGAUUGGACACAGUCAGAUAGGGCUGGAACAUUGGGGGAUGUCUUCAAAGCUGGGGAAAAGGAGCGGCAUUCAUGAAGAUCCCAGAAAUGAGCUUCAAUAAUAAAUGUA
This is a messenger RNA of Meriones unguiculatus (Mongolian gerbil), 3281 nucleotides long. It is a transcript of the gene Tmprss13, whose product is annotated as transmembrane serine protease 13. The record is from RefSeq and is a predicted model, not a curated record. Gene Ontology annotation, cellular component: membrane. NCBI's taxonomy places the organism in Eukaryota, Metazoa, Chordata, Mammalia, Rodentia, Muridae. Gene Ontology annotation, biological process: proteolysis. The coding region runs from base 142 to 1824 and encodes 560 amino acids. The transcript has 14 exons. Gene Ontology annotation, molecular function: serine-type endopeptidase activity; protein binding.